UGUCCAUGAAGUCAAAAUAUAAGUUAGUCUGAACUGAUGUAUCUUUAUUAAUAAAAUACAGAUUCGAAAGUCUCACGCUUCUAAGUGCCUUUAUAAGCGAGAUAUCCACGGUUAAAAUUGCCGAUUUUCGCACCUGCUCAAAACCAAUCAGCGGCACUUCCGGUUUUACUAUAUAUAGCGAUUGGGGUCUGUGACGUCACAACACAUCAGUUUCAAAAUGCCCAACGUAAGACAUAGAGAUAGCAGAUCGUCAACUUCUUCCGACAUCGGACUUCACAUAUCGUUUGAAGUCUCAUCUUGUGACGAUAGCGACGGAGAAGACCUGCAGGACAUUGUUCCUUACCAGUUUGAACCUGAGGCUUCUGAAUCGAAUGAAAGCGAGCAAGAUUCCUCACUUGGGGGAAGCGACGAAGAUCAGCCGAGACUGGACAACACCGAUUGGUGUACUUGUGGAUACUGUGUACUAAUGCCUACACAGAGGGAGAGCAUCUGCUGUUGUGAAAUUGACAGAGUCAACAGCAAAAAGGAUUCAUCCGACCGAAAGCUUUCCUGCAUCACUCAGCAUCCUGGAUUCUCAUCGGUGUGCCUAGAUGUGUAUGUGCUUGAGACAGCCUACUAUCAGUACCGCUCCCAGUAUGGAGAAUUACAGACCAGCAUUGAAGAAAGGAACAGAUAUACAUCAUAUCGACAACUUGUGCGCUGGUGCUGGGGCUACCUUGGGAAAAAUGUCAGAGUCCCCUUACCAUCUUGUGCUGUUCAAAAGAUAAGAGCUGCAUUUCCAUCUGAAGACUAUGAGGGUUUCAGGGACCCACAAUAAUGCAGGUAUGUGCAAGAAAUGCAUUUUCAUUUUAAAUUCAGCCCUAGUUCUCUACUUACAAUUUGAUACAGCUGAAAAAUCAAAAUCUAAGUCCUUGAAAUUACUCAAUUUUGGGGGUCUCCGUGGCCGAGUGGUUAAAGCAUCACAUUCAAAAUCACACAGCCUCUGGUCGGCGCGAGUUCGAAUCCUGCUCGCGCCGGUAAGUGAGAAAGUUUCCCAGUUUACUUGCGGAAGGUCGGUGGUCUCUUCAAUAAAACCUGGGCGUCACCAGAUAACCGAAAUAUUGUUGAGUGUGGCGGAAAAUAGCAAAAAACAAAACAAACUAAAUUUUGUAGUAAUCAUUAUUCGAGAAAAAACAAAAUUCACAGUACAUGUGAUUGGGAUAUGAAAAGCUAAUUACACCUCUGUUAUUAAUCAUCAUUAUGCUACUAAAAUAUUGACAAACUGAAAAAAGAAA
Molecule: messenger RNA, 1274 nt
Organism: Ostrea edulis (European flat oyster)
Lineage: Eukaryota; Metazoa; Mollusca; Bivalvia; Ostreida; Ostreidae
Product: P2X purinoceptor 7-like
Exons: 3
Coding region: 218-817 (199 amino acids)
Source: RefSeq, a predicted model, not a curated record